Molecule: messenger RNA, 3369 nt
Organism: Prorocentrum cordatum
Lineage: Eukaryota; Dinophyceae; Prorocentrales; Prorocentraceae
Source: the annotation of a GenBank genome assembly
AUGGGCGGCCGGCAGGUGGGUUGUCACAUGGGGGCACUGCGGCCAGCGGGCGAGCAGAGGAAAUGCCCGGGGCGAGGGGGGAGGGGGGCGGAGGAUCAGGUCGGAGUGGAGCGGGAAGGGGAGCCCUGGAGUACUCUCGGCGCGGCCACGCGCGGGGCGCGCCCAUGGGUGCCCGCGGCCGCCGCGGUGCUGCUCGCGGCCGCGCUGGCGGGGCAGCCGUGGCUGGAGGAGGCCGUGGAGGACCUGCGGCUGGCCGCUUGGGGCCCCGCAUGCUCACACCACUGCGAGGCGUUGGGCUCCCCCGCCGCGCGGCGCGCGCUCGUGGCUCUGCAGGGGGCGUACCAGUGGCAGGCGCACCUGGACAUGGACGAGCUCGGCGGCGGGCGCGGCGGCGCGCCCGCCGUGGGCGUGCCCGACGAGGCCGAGGCGUGGACGGCGGACGUGGCCGACGACUUCCAGGACGCCGGGCUCGACGCGAGCAUGGGCGUAUAUGGGAUCACGCCGCAGGCGGCCCUUGCGAUGCUGCGGCACGCCAGGGCGCGCCCAGGGCAGGUCUUCUACGACCUGGGGAGCGGUUGGGGAAAGGUCGCGGCGGCAGCGGCGCUGAUGGGGCUGAGGGCCACGGGCGUGGAGCUGUCAAGAAGGCGUUGGGCCAAGGCGUGUGCUGCCGCUGGUGCCCUGGCGGACGGGCGCGGCGCCGCGCGCCGUGCCAACGGCAGCCUCUCCUUCCUGCGCGGCAGCUUCCUCGAAGUGGACCUCUCGGACGCGGACAUCUCGGAGGUCAUGCGCCAGCUCGGGGUGGCCACGCGGCGCAUGCGCCCGGGCGCCCUGGUGGUGUCCUGGCAGGGGGUGCCCGGCGACCACCUGCACGCGCAGGGGGAGGUGGCGAUGCACACCACCUGGGGCGCCGAGGGCGACGAGCUGACCUUCUACCAGAUCCAGCGGCGCGCGCCUCGCGGUGGCGAGGGGGGCGGCAGCGCGGGGACGGAGGACGCGCCGGGCGCCGGCAAGGGGCGCGGCGCCGGCAAGGGGCGCGGCGCCGGCAAGGGGCGCGGCGCGGCCGAGGGGCGCGGCGCGGGCAAGGGCCGUCCUCGAGAUCGCGCGCUGGAGGGGUGCCCCGGCGGCGGCCCCGACGGCAGGCUGAGCCUGCACCUUGCCGCUGGCGACCAGGCGCCCCGCGGCCGCGGCGGCUGGUGGCACCUUGCGCCUUGGGCGGCCUCUCGGCCGCUCGGCAUCGCAGGCCUUCUGCUGGCCGGGCCGGCCGCGACGGUCUACGUGGUCGCCGCGGCGGUGGCCGACCGCCUGGUCGACGCGGCGAUCGCGUGGCUGCCCAGUCCCCACGAGGAGGGUUGCCCGCACUGCGAGGUACAGUCCAACGCGACGGCCCGGCGGGCGCUGUCCGUGCUGCAGGCCGCCUAUGGCCACAGGGCGGACGAGGACACGGACAAUCUUUCGGACGAGGACCUGGCGGAGGACUAUUCGGGCGCCGACGUGAGCCUGGAGAUGGGCACGUACGGGGAGCUGCUGCCCGUGGCCGUCAUCGCCAUGUUGCAGCACGUCGGGGCGAGCCCCGGCAUGGUGCUCUACGACCUCGGCAGCGGCUGGGGUAAGAUCCCCGCCCUGGCCUGGCUGCUGGGCCUCGACGCCACGGGCGUGGAGCUGUCGAGGGCGCGCUGGCGCCGCUCGUGCGACGCCGCGGCUCGCCUGCGGAGCGCGGCGUCGGGGGCCAGACUGGGAGGCGCCGGGGGCCUGCGGUACGCGCGGGCGGACUUCUUGCAAGUCGACCUGUCUGGGGCCGACAUCGUGUUCACGAACUCCUUGCUCUGGACGCCGGAGGUGAUGGCUGGGCUCGGGGAGGCGACGCGGCGGAUGCGCCCAGGGGCGGUCGUGGUGUCUCACCAGGGCUUGCCAGGCUACCACCUCCUGCACCGCGGGGCGCUGGACCUGCACACGACCUGGGCCGCCGAGGGCGAGCCGACCAGGUACGAGGUGCAGGUCGUCGCCCCGCGCGCCGGCGUCGAGGAGCGGGGGAACGGCGCGCCCGAGAAGGGGGCCGCGCGCAGCAUGAUAGCGGAGGAGACCGCGCGGCAGAAGCUGCUCGACAGGGCAAACAGCAGGAUCGACAGCGUUGGCGCUGGCGUGGGCCACGCGGAGGCGGCCGCGCCGACUGCGCCGAUCUUCGAUUGUCGCGCGUGGGAUAUGCUCACCGAUGCCUGCAGGAAUAAGGCGUUCUCGCCGCCAGUCAAGCACGGCAGGGCAGGGGCGCCGCCACGCCGGAGUCGCAAGUCUGCGAGUUUGGCAUUGCAGUCAGGCUGCCGGGGGCUCGGGGGCGCGAACGCGCCAUUGGCGCAACGGAGCUGGGGCGUCGAUGGGGCCCUCGACGCGAUCGGGCGGGAGCAUUGGAACAUGUGGGCCCGGCGGGGGCUCAGAGCAUCGGACAAGCCGCACUUCGCGCAGCUGCCGGGCGACCCCUGCGCCGCGAUCGCCGCGCCCGGCGGGCAGUUCGGGUUCGCGCCGAGGAGGAGGGGCGGCGCCGCGCGCGACGGCAUCGCGGCGCGGCUUUCCGCGACGACUUACUCUACCGCGGUCGAAGAGGCUCUCGAGGGGCGCAAGGAAGAGGAGAGAAGCCACGCGCGGCUGGAGACAACGAGCCCCGCGUUCGGGGGCAACGCGCUCGACUUGGGAGCGGCGGACAUCGCGGGCGACAUCGCCGUCGCUUACGGGCCCAAUGGCACAACGGAGAAGCUCCAAGGGCUGAUCAUCGCGAAAUGGAACGAUGGACCAGUCGGCCCCAUCAUCGCGGCGGACCUCGCCGUGCACGACGAGAUCAGGGCAAGGAUCGCGGCGGCCAGUAGGCCGCAGUUCAUCGGCGACGUCUACGAGGCGUCGCUCUCCGCCCUCCACGCCCUCCGCCGGGCGCCCGCGGCAAAGCAGGGCCGGGCCACGUUCGAGAAAGAGACCCGCAUCCGGCGGAUGGGCAAUGACGGGGAUUGCAGAUGGAGACGCUCUGCGGGGGGGGUCGCGCCCGGCGGCCUGCUGGACGCGUUCCUCGAAGGCGAGUCUUCCCACUUCCUCUGCCUCGGCGCGCGCGCUCUCCGUUCUGCGGCGCCCGCCGCGCGGGCGGCGCCGCCCGAGUUCCAGCCCGAGGAGUUCGAAACAGAAGGCGGCGCUGCCAGCGCUGACUCGCUCGAGGCACUUCCCGCGGAGUUGCGCGGCAACGAGGCGGCUGGCUGGGCGCGCGCCGUCGGGAACGGCCCCCGCAUCGCGGAGGCCAGGGGGGCGCCGGAAGACGCCGAGAUGGGCGGCGAGAAGGCCAAACCCAAGGCGAAGGCGAAGAGGUUGAAGAAAGCAGGAAAGAUGGCGGUGUAG